This is a messenger RNA of Spodoptera frugiperda (fall armyworm), 1020 nucleotides long. RefSeq lists its product as uncharacterized. NCBI's taxonomy places the organism in Eukaryota, Metazoa, Arthropoda, Insecta, Lepidoptera, Noctuidae. The transcript has 3 exons. Bases 100 to 975 code for a protein of 291 amino acids. The record is from RefSeq and is a predicted model, not a curated record.
ACCUAUUAGUGUGCGCUGGCUCGGAACACAGUUAACAUUUUACUGCCGGCUCCGCAGCCGAUACCUUGAUUAACUCACGAACAAUGUUAUAACACAGACAUGAUCACUCUCUUAUAUUUACUCUUCAUACAGUAUGUCUGUUGGCACCCAGUUCAUGCGGUUUACAACAAGGAUGUCACUUGUGUAAUAGAUCAGGGCCUAGACCCCGUCUGUAAAGUAUCGGAGAGGGUCCGCCGCAGGAACAAUCUGGAGACAGUACCCUCACACGACCCGUACAUCCCCAGGAACGCCUCCAUACUGUACAACUGUACCACAGAAUGUACGCUCAUGAAGGCCACCUCCAUGAUAGACAUCAUCUCGCCGAAACUGUUCCUCAAGUCCUGCUUCAUAGAGUUCUCUAAGAACGAUGACUACAACUGUGACCACAUCAGAUACCAUCACUUUAAGAACGCUGAUAAACUUUUGUUCUUAAGAAACCAAAUACCUAACAAGUCCCACUACUUGGUCGACUGCCUAGUGUACGUGGACGGUGGUAGAGUGUGCCACAAGAAUGAUGGCUCUGGUGCCUCGUACACCGGCCUGGUGGACACUGGGACUAUAGUGAGGCCGAACUCCACCAACAUCCUGUCACAGGACGAGUUUAUUUGUGAGGAAGAUGAGGCAAAGCACAUAUACUGUGAUCUAAAUAAAUACGUUCCAUUCGAUGACGGCUUGAAAGAGAAACAGAAGGUAAAAAUGGAUGAUAGCGUUAUCUUAAAAACAAGUUCUUGGGUGGUCGUACUGCAACGGUCUUGCAUUGGCUCGUGGUGCGGCUACAACGGGAAGAUAUCAUCCUCCAGGAGACAUGCCUACAGCCCUCCAGGUGGUAAGGUGUACCGGUGCUUCUACGCUGAAGGUCAGCAGAUUUGCAAAGAAAUCGGCAGCCCCGGUAGGUUCGUGUAUAACAAACGUGGUUGGCUGGACGCGAGGAGAUAAAAAACAUGAUGUAAUUUUGGUAAUUAGUAAACUAUUUCUAUGGCA